Molecule: messenger RNA, 2079 nt
Organism: Daucus carota subsp. sativus
Lineage: Eukaryota; Viridiplantae; Streptophyta; Magnoliopsida; Apiales; Apiaceae
Product: CBL-interacting serine/threonine-protein kinase 6
Exons: 1
Coding region: 601-1893 (430 amino acids)
Biological process (GO): signal transduction; protein phosphorylation
Molecular function (GO): ATP binding; protein serine/threonine kinase activity
Source: RefSeq, a predicted model, not a curated record
GUCAUAAGUCAAUUUCCGACUUCUAAGCCACCCGACUCGGUUUCAACACGUCCUGAUCCUCAAUAUAAACAAAGUAACACAAGAACAAAACGCAUAUCACAGUUAACCGCAAAAUAUUUUCACAACAUUCUCUAGUAGCUAGACCUCAACAUCAGAUAGAUGCAUCUAGACAAGUGGUAGUUAUGUACCUUCCCGGUUGUUUCUCUGUCGCUUGCAAUAAUUCGAAAUCAUUCUUCACCCACCGCUCAAUUAUUCCUGCAUAAUUUCAACCAGAGAACAAACUAACAACAUAUCCAUACAUAUUUUUGGACUGAUUAUCAGCCAAGUUUACUUAUAUUUCACGGCUUCUCGCAGAAAUGCAGAAGUAUAUAUCAAGCCUAAAAGCAUACAUACCUUCAAUCUGAGCCUCUAGUUUCGACACAGACUCGCACAGAUCAACAUUACCUUACUAUGACCAUCUUUCACGAUCGGACUUGCCAUCGCAAAUACGUCCAAGUCGGGUAGAGUACUUGUUCAAUACGUUUGUAAUCGUCGUUUAUUUAGUACUCUUCGUAUUUGAAAUAGUUCUGUUUAUUAGAACCUAGCUAUAUAGAUUGUAUCAUGCAAGAGGCUAAGAAAUCCAGUGUGCUGCACGGGAAAUACGAGCUUGGGCGUCUUCUUGGAAUUGGAAACUUUGCGAAAGUUUACCAGUCGAGAAAUAUUUUAUCGGGAGAGCUUGUGGCCAUGAAAGUUGUUUCGAAGGAGAAGCUUAUUCAAGCGGGAAUGACAGAGCAAUUGAAGCGUGAAAUAUGUGUCAUGAAAAUGGUGAAUCAUCCGAACAUUGUAAAGAUUCAUGAAGUUAUGGCGAGCAAAACCAAGAUCUACAUAGCCAUGGAGUACAUACGGGGUGGAGAACUAUUUGCGAAGAUAUCCAAAGGCCGGUUAAGGGAAGAAAUGGCGCGUACUUACUUUCAACAGCUCAUCUCUGCGGUUGAUUUUUGUCACAGUCGAGGUGUUUACCAUCGUGACUUGAAGCCCGAGAAUCUUCUGCUAGACGAGAAGGGGAAUCUUAAGGUAUCUGAUUUCGGGUUGUCAGCAUUGUCAGAUCAUUUGAAGAAGGACGGUCUUUUUCACACGACCUGUGGAACUCCAGCGUAUGUUGCGCCAGAGGUUAUUGGGAAGAAAGGAUACGAGGGAGCUAAGGCUGAUCUAUGGUCAUGCGGGGUCAUAUUAUUCGCGUUACUUGCCGGGUAUUUGCCAUUUCAGGACACCAAUAUAAUGGCCCUGUAUAAGAAAAUAUAUCGAGGGGACUUCAAGUGCCCCUCUUGGUUCUCCUCGGAUGCCCGGAAGAUAUUAAAAAGAUUGCUCGACCCCAAUCCGAUCACCCGGAUCACAACGUCGGAGCUCAUGCAAACAGUUUGGUUCAAGGGGAAAACUUGUGUUAUGAAAGGCAGAGAUGAAACAGCUAAAGAGAAAGAUAAUGUUGAUCAGAACAACAAUAAUGUUGAGACGAUGAAUGCAUUUCAUAUAAUAUCGUUAUCAGAAGGCUUUGAUCUGUCACGGUUGUUUGAAGAGAAGAAGAGGAAAGAUGAUAACGGGGGGAGGUUCGGGACAGUGAUGCCUGCGAGUAGUGUGAUAUCGCGGCUUGAGGAGGUGGCAAAGGCGACGCAGUUUAGUGUGAAGAAGAGCGAGUCGAGGGUGAGAUUACAGGGGAUGGAGUGUGGAAGGAAAGGGAAGUUGGCCGUGGCGGCAGAGAUGUUUGCGGUGACAUCCGCCUUUAUGGUGGUUGAGGUAAGGAAAGACGGCGGUGACACAUUGGAGUAUGAUCAGUUUUGGAGUAAGAAACUCCGGCCGGCGCUUGGUGAUAUUAUUUGGAACGGCGAGAAGUCAAUAGCUAUUGAAUCUCUAGAAUGAUUGAUUUCUUUUGCAUACAUUACUUUUAUCUCCUCUAAUAAAGAGUAUAUGAUAAGUACUGUAAAUUUACUUGAUGAGUAUCAUGCAAUGUAUCAAAAUAUGAGUAUGUGAAGGAAGAAUGACAAUUUGACUUCUAGUCGAUCCUUGCCACUAGGCUAUAUAUUUAAGGAUUCGACUAUUUAUCAA